Messenger RNA from Linum trigynum, 1323 nucleotides. Lineage: Eukaryota; Viridiplantae; Streptophyta; Magnoliopsida; Malpighiales; Linaceae. The record is from the annotation of a GenBank genome assembly.
GUACGGGUACAUAUACGUGUAUUAAACGGAGUAUUUACUAACUAUGCUCUCCAGCACGAAAAUGAUCCCAGGUUUUUUGGUAUGUUGGUCGAUCUGAACGAUUGGGAUGCCAGCCAUUUCGUUAGCUGCAGUCUCAGUUUCCUUUUCCUCCAUUUCCUUCUCGUCCUUCUCCUCUACCGCAGCUUUCUUCGACGCUGCCUGAAUCGUGGGCUCUGCAACAUCUUCCUCCCCUUCUUCUUCAACUAUGUCAUAUUUCUCUUUCCUCUUCCUCUUCUGCCCCUUCUUCUUCAUCUCUAUUUGAGCGAUUGCUUGUGCGAUGCGGUGACUUAUGAGAGCGCGUCUUGCUGGAAGAAGAGGGCGCCAUUGUCGAAUGGGUACAUGGAUCAAGAGAAUACAGGGAAGACUCAGCUCAAAAUUCGGAGGCAGAAUUCGACUUCGACGGCGGGGGAGAGAAUGAAUGAUCAAUCGAGGAAGAAUGAAAUUCAGGGGGAGAUCCAAGAAAGCGGUGAAACAGAGGAGUAAAAUUGUAAAUGAAAUCACCUAAUUCGACGGAGCUGGACGAGAUCGGGAGGUAACCGCCGAACCCAUGGUCCGAGUCCAGUCCUUAUCCGAUAGCGGGAUCCGAAAGAUACCCGACUGCUACGUCAAGCCACCCUCCCACCGCCCAUCCCUCAACCACAAUGCCGCCGCCGCGGUGGUCAGCAACAUCCCGGUGACCGACCUGGCGGAGGACUUCUCCCACGACCCAUCCGUGAGGUCGGAGACGUUGCGGCGGCUGUCGUCGGCGUGCAAGGACUGGGGGUUCUUCCAGGUGGUCAACCACGAUGUCGACGUGGAUAUGAUGAGGAACAUCCGGGAGAUUUGGCGGGAGUUCUUCGACCUCCCCCUCGACUCCAAGCAGCAGUACGCAAACGACCCCAUUUCCGACAAAGGGUACGGCAGCCGCCUCGGGGUCGAGAAAGGCGCCACCCUCGACUGGAGCGACUACUUCUUCCUCCGACGCGGAAACGUCGGAAGGUAACCGCCGUAGUUGAGGUGGAAAUUUUAAAUUUUUAAAAUUUUUAAUUGCCACGUCAUGCAUUUAACGGUCAACUAUAAGAGUUGACCGCCACAUCAGCAAAAGUUAACGGAGACUAACGGCCAGUGACCAAACUUGGAAUGUUAACCUAAUUUAAGUGACUAUAAAUGGAAUAAAUUAAUUUGAGUGGCAAACGUGAAAUUUUGUAGCAAUUCGAGUGACCAAACUUGCAAUUAUGCCCCUCAAAAUUGGAAGUUCAAACCGAAGGGUUGAUUUACAUCAGAUAACAAAGCACCUUGAAUUCA